Messenger RNA from Penicillium cosmopolitanum, 1347 nucleotides. RefSeq names its product HMG-box domain-containing protein. Gene Ontology annotation, molecular function: DNA-binding transcription factor activity, RNA polymerase II-specific; RNA polymerase II cis-regulatory region sequence-specific DNA binding. The transcript is spliced from 3 exons. NCBI's taxonomy places the organism in Eukaryota, Fungi, Ascomycota, Eurotiomycetes, Eurotiales, Aspergillaceae. Gene Ontology annotation, biological process: anatomical structure morphogenesis; cell differentiation; negative regulation of transcription by RNA polymerase II. The record is from RefSeq and is a predicted model, not a curated record. The coding region runs from base 1 to 1347 and encodes 448 amino acids.
AUGUCUUACGAUCGAGUGCUCCCAGCCCCAGUUGCUGUACGCCAUGAGUCUUCCGGCUCGAAUUUUCUCCACAGCAAUCCCUUCGAGCACAAGAUCAUGAAUGAUCUCCCAAUGUCCCAUGGAGCCCUGCCACAUCGGCCAGAACCUCUAGCCGCAACAUGCAGGUAUCCUGAAUAUCGCCCGAACGCGGUCCAGCAGAUGGCCAUGUAUCACGGCAAGGGUGAACCCUAUACCCCACCGAUCGACAAGCACCCCAUCGUGGACGCUUACCCGCGACAGCACUCCAUCUCAACGGCUUCGCUUCCUUUAAGAGAGCAUUCCCCCCCCUUCUUCGGUCCGAUCAAAUCGGGCAAAGAAGAGUACGCCAGUCAGUGGUGUCUCUGUAAGCCGGAUCCGAAAAUUCCCCGGCCUCGUAAUGGUGAGUCGAUGAUGUCCGCGCCGAUGUUGAAUGAGCAUGGCAAGUCCCUUUUUCUUUCAUUUUGUAAUCUAGUCGGGAUUGGCCCGGGAUUUGGAAUGUUUUCGUUCAUUGGAUUCAUGCUGACUAGAUGCUUCUUUGUCCCUUUUACAGCUUUUAUUUUAUACCGUCAGCAUCACCAGGCGGCUGUCGUUUCACACAAUCCUGGCUUGGCCAAUCCGGAAAUCUCGAAAAUUAUCGGCAUGCAAUGGAGAGCGUUGACAGAGGGGGAGAAGAACAAGUGGAGAGCUUUGGCAGAGGAAGAAAAAGCCCGCCAUGCUCAGCAAUAUCCAACUUACCGAUAUCAGCCAAAACGAGCGGGCCGUGAUGGAAACAAUCGCCAUUCAGGCUCUGGCAUCAGCCAUAAUCCAUCUGGAGCCUCCACAUGCAACUCCUGCGGCGGUAGAAUCAUGAAUGCACCCACUUCUCCAAUGACUCCAUUCACCCCAACAGGCCGAUCAGCAAGUAUAUCCGGCCCCGUACCAGGGCGAGCAACGACAACAAUCAUGUCAGCAAGAAGCUCACACGGCGGCGAGAAAGAGCUCAAGCCGAUCAAAAUCGACCAAAUCGACCACCGUGUACGACCCCGGAGAUUCGACGACGCCGGCGAACAAUCCCCAGAUCUCAAGCGCCGCCGUGUCUCUCACGCAUCAAUAAAGUCCGACUUACCGGUCCACCGAAACCGAAGUCCAGACUCUAUAUCCCCCUAUCCAAUGUCCCCGUACCAAUACAACGCUACCAUCCAACAACAACAACAGCAACAGCAACAUCAACAAAGACACCCACUUCCAUCAAUCAGCCGACCCUUCAACAACGGCCCCCCAGUCCCGGCCAACCAGCCGGAUCGGAAUCAAGUCUCAAACUCGCACCUCUCAAAACAUCAACGCCGAUAA